AUGAAUUUAAUUGAUAAUGCAAUUAAACCUGUGCAAUUACCAAACAUAACUCAGAAAAGGAGUAAAACUUAUGAAAUGAAAUCACUAUGGACACAAACAAACUGCACAUUACAGAUUAUGAAUAUUCUUUAUGUUGUGAUGGUCAAUGAGAUAAAUGACAGAAUAGAGGGCUCUAAUAAAUUACAAAUCACAAUAACACUUUUUUUUCUCGUAGCACUGCAACCAGACAAAAAAAAUAUAAAAAAGAUUUUUAAAAACCAGCAUGAAGCUUGA
This is a messenger RNA of Gryllus bimaculatus (two-spotted cricket), 273 nucleotides long. The record is from the annotation of a GenBank genome assembly. Lineage: Eukaryota; Metazoa; Arthropoda; Insecta; Orthoptera; Gryllidae.